Molecule: messenger RNA, 2005 nt
Organism: Zea mays
Lineage: Eukaryota; Viridiplantae; Streptophyta; Magnoliopsida; Poales; Poaceae
Exons: 7
Coding region: 574-1701 (375 amino acids)
Source: RefSeq, a predicted model, not a curated record
CGCGCAGUGAGUCGGGAGUCCGUUCCUUCCUAUUCGCUCUGCGUCUGCGGCUGCGAGAGAGUGCGGCAGGGGCCGUCGCCUUUCGGUUUACUCUCCCACUGCCCAAGUUUAAAAAUAGCAAGCAGAGAAAGAGACAGGCCGCAAACGGAGGGAGAGAAGAAGAGACACGGAGGAGAGGAGAGGAGCGGGCUAGCCAGUCUCGAUCUCAGGUUCUCAAGAAAGACCCUGCAGGGAGAGCGAUCAAAAAGGCUGCCGGCACGGCCGGGUAGCAGCUACAACUACAAGCUGGCCUAUAGCUAGCUAGCUAGCUAUAGCUGCUACAGCCGCCGAGCUCGAUCCUCGGACUCGGACUGCAACGAGGAAGGAGAGGAAAUGGUGGGCUCCGGCGCGGAUGGGGGCGGCGGAGGGGAUGACGCGCGGAGCAAAGAGGCCGCGGGGAUGAUGGCGCUCCACGAGGCCCUCCGCAACGUCUGCCUCGACUCGGACUGGACCUACUCCGUCUUCUGGACCAUCCGUCCUCGCCCUUAGUUACCUUGGUGCACAUGCAGGCGCUGCCGCGGCGGCAACGGGUGCAUGGUCGGCGACGACAACGGCAGCCUGAUGCUGAUGUGGGAGGACGGCUUCUGCCGGCCACGGGUGGCGGAGUGCCUGGCGGACAUGAGCGGCGGCGAGGACCCGGUGCGGAAGGCCUUCAUCAAGAUGUCCAUCCAACUCUACAACUACGGAGAAGGGCUGAUGGGAAAGGUGGCCUCUGAUAAAUGUCACAAAUGGGUCUUCAAGGAACCUUCUGAAUGCGAGCCCAACAUCUCCAACUACUGGCAGAGCUCCUUCGACGCACUUCCUCCGGAAUGGACUGAUCAGUUCGCAUCAGGCAUCCAGACCAUAGCUGUGAUCCAAGCCGGGCAUGGCCUCCUGCAGCUGGGCUCUUGCAAGAUUAUACCCGAGGACCUGCACUUCGUGCUGCGGAUGCGACACACGUUCGAGUCGCUGGGCUACCAGUCGGGCUUCUUCCUCUCCCAGCUCUUCUCGUCGGCGCGGGGCGCCUCGCCGACGCCGCCUCCUCCGGCCGCGCGUCCCCCGCCGGCGCAGCUUUUCAACUGGCCGGGCGCCCACCAGCCGCAGCUCUUCCCGCCCGGUCCGGGCGCGUUCCACCACCCGUCGGCGCGGGCGAUGCCGCCAUUGUUCCCAGGCGGCGGCAAGGACGAGGGCCACAUGUUCCACAUUCCACCGGCACACCAUGGCAGCAAGCCACUGCACAUGGACGAGCUCCAGCACCGGCACCAGCAGACGAUGGGGGCCGGUGGCGAGGCGCCCGACGGUGAACUCCGGUGGCCCAACGGGCUGUCCUUCUUCACCGCGCUCACCGGGCGAGACGACGACGCGAAGCUGCUAUUCGGUGGCCCCGGCGCCGCGGACGACGAGAAGGCGGCGCCGGACGCGCAGACCGGGCACGGCGGGGCUGGGAACGUGGAGGAGUACCUGAGCCUGGAGAGCCACUCGGACAAGGCGCCGAGCAAGGUGGAGAACGGCGCCCAGCACAGCACCAAGUCCAAGAGGAGCUUCACGUUGCCCGCGCGGGUGAGCUCGUCCACGACCACGUCCCCGUCCGUGUCGGCCUCCACGGCGCCGCAAGGGAUGGAGUACCGAGGGACGCACGAGGGCGGCGUCUACUCGGACCUCAUGGAGACGUUCUUGGAGUAGCUAGCUAGAUCCGUAGCAUGCAUGAUCGGUUGGUUCAAGCCUUCAAGGUCACUACAACAACAAGUGCACGCUUCUUUUUUUUUCUUUUCCUCACCGCCCUCCCAAGUCCCAAGCUUUGUUUUAGGUCUGGAGUUUUAAUCGCAUAAUAUCUUUAAUUAGAUUUGUAUGUUCUUUGUUUUUUUCUUCUUUUCUCCUCUUCUUGGAAAAAAAAUUCUUUGCAUACCAGAUGCAAAGCCCAACUUUUGCAGCCCCUCACAUACCCCAUUGCUGGUCCAUACAAAUAAAUUAAAAAUAAAUUACUAAA